GCCGAACCUUCGUUGGAGCCCACGCGAUAGUCGAAUCAUUCUUUUUAGGGAGGCCAGUUUGACAGUUGCUUCUUCUUCAUUGGACAAGUGGUCUUUUUCCCAUGCUGCGUCGACCAUUGCUGCCUUGCAAGGCUUGGUCGUCCCACUUCCGGUGCUUGAAGAACUCGAGGCUAGCGCCACGACUUGUCAGUGAGGUUGCGCGGGAGAGGCCCUUUGAAUUUGUCAAAGAAGAAGGUCGUGGUCUCAGCGCACGUGCCAAGAGGGACCUCUCGCUGGGAGAUGUCGUGCUAAUUGAACAGCCAGUGCUGGCAGUGGAAAACAAUGGUAAAGGUGACGAGUGGAAGGAAGACCUCCACAGUCGGUACGAGGCUCUGUCAGAGGAGAGGCAAAGCCAGGUGUGGAAUUUACAUGAUGCCUGUCUUCAAAAGCCGGAGAAGUCACUAGAAGGUAUUCUUUUCACCAACUGCAUUGGUCGCAACCUCCCAGUGAGGUUUGAUGCAGCCCUUUUCUUGGAGCUAAGUCGCUUCAACCACUCCUGCAGUCCAAAUCUGGAGCAGACCUGGAAUGCCGAUACCGGAGAGGUGCGACUGGUCGCUGCGGAGCCAGUAAAAGCAGGCGAAGAGCUUUGCACGCACUACGUUGAGCUGCGCCUGGACCGGGCAGAACGCCGGCAGAGGUGUGAAUGCCCAGCCUGUGCUCAGCCCAGCGAAGAAAGCGACAAACGAAGGACGGAGAUCAAACGUUUGGCGGAGUCGAUCGAAAAAGAUCGGCAAGAUCGGCUGAAGAACAUGGAGCGUGGCGAACGGUCCGUGAAGAGAGUUCUGAAGCUGUUGGACAAGGAAGGACUCCACCUGUUAAGCUGGCGAAAGACGCACUGCUUGGCAGGCAUGGAAUUUGCCCUCCGUCAAGGUGAUCUCGCAAAAAGUAUUCAAUGGGCUCGGAAGGGCCAUCAAUACGCAAGGCUAGCACAUGGUCCAGAUCACCGCGAUACGAAGAUGCUGCUUCAACUCAUGGAGGACCCCAGCAGCCAUCCCGACUUCCAGUUUCGUACGGAUGAGAUGAAAGACUGGACAGCAUACGUUGUGGUGAUGAGCAUCGCUUUCGUUGUCUUCACUGUUCUUUAUAUUUGACACGAAAAAGGCGUUUGAUGAGAAAGCUCAAGCUUGCCUCAAUUCAAGCUCAGCCAGCUUCACUCGAACUGACAUUUGGCUCAGGGAGGCUUGCUGGCCACGCAUACUGUAGCGAUAUCAGCGG
Molecule: messenger RNA, 1254 nt
Organism: Durusdinium trenchii
Lineage: Eukaryota; Dinophyceae; Suessiales; Symbiodiniaceae
Source: the annotation of a GenBank genome assembly